CCGGAAUAUUUUAAAAAGCUUCUUUUUCUCACAGGGGAUUGACUGAUAUAAUAGUCGAAGAUUUGGGUUACUCUAUUGCCCAAACUGGGAGACUUGCAUGUAUUAAAUAUCUCUUUUUCACCACUGACUAGGUGAUUUCCACCUAUUGAGGACAACGGAACGGCCGUAAUAAUUUUGGAUUGCACGUAAAUAAUAAUCACUUCAAACGCGGUUCGGAUUUCGAUGACCGGACGUACAUGAGGCCAAUCGUUAAGUGUGUAGAACUGUUCGAUCGGAAGAACAGUGGGAGUGUGGGAAUGACGGAAUGACUGGUUGUGGGGAAUACAGUUUUAACAUUCAAUUUGGAUGGUAGCUUUGUGCAAGAUUGGUUUUGUUGUGUAUAUUCUACUAGUACAUGUACUCAGUACUGGAGUAGUACUUCCGUGCAAUAAGGUGGCUUUUUCUCUGCUGCAAGUGCAACCGGCGUCUGGAGUCUGGAGACCGCUUGGUGGGCUUGGAAAAAGCACCUGCCCACUGCCCACCACACACGCCACCCCAAAAUACCACGGCAACAACAAUCAAGCUAGCUUGAGAAACACGCCGCAGCUUUCUGGGCAUUAAAACACCAAACACCAACAAGAAACCCACACGACGUGUUAUUCGAAAGCAUCAUGAGUAGUAAUAAUGGUGCCGACGAGGGUGGAGGGAGGAAGCGAAGUCGCGAAGACGAAGAGAAUGGUCGAGAGGAGAGCAAGGCGCGCACUGAUCAAGGUGGGUCUCUAGAAGGGCGACCAGUUCACGCCUUUCAACAACUUCUGAUGUUGCAGAAUGGCCAAGAUGGCGCUAGCACUGUAAGUACACCCCAAGCUUUCGCGGCGCAUCAGUCGAACCAGCAAGGGUUCAGCAUUAACCCAUCCAUGAAUCCCCUGGAAAAUCCGAAUCUUCUUCUUGCUCAGAUGGGAAUUGGAAGAACAGCAGGAACCUGUGGCAACACGGGGGCAAAUACCGCCUCUCUGCUAGGUCUAGGUGCCGGGAGUUUGCCAGCUUCUCUCCAGCAGCAGCAGCAGCAACAACAACAGUCCGGCGGCGUGGCUACGCUUGCAGGUAACUAUGCUGCCUUCAACGCUUCAGGUAAUGCAGGUAACCUCCAGCAGCAGCAGCAGCCACCAGUUCCUGCUGCGGGCAAUCAGGCACAGGUAGCCAACUCUAAUCAAAACCAAGAACAACAAGGACAUCAGUUGGUCACAACUGGGCAAAUGCAGCAGCUAUCUGGAAACACCCAGCAAUCAAGUGCUUCUCUACAGUUGCAGCUAUUGGAGCAGCUUCAGCAGCAGCAGCAACAACAGCAGCAGCAGCAACAACAACCGGCUAGCAACCCCCAGCCUGCUCAGCAGCAAAUUGGUUUGCAGCAGCUUCAGCAAAACCCUGCCGCCAGUCUUCAGCUGCUGCAGCAGAAUGGCUUGCAACAGCUUCAGCCACAGCUGCAGCAGAAUCCCUCGACUAGCCUACAGCAGCUGCAGUUGCAGCAGCAGGCCACCACCAUUCAGCAGCUCCAAGCCGCGGGUCUGUUGCAGCAAACUGCCCCCGCCUUUCCAUUCCAGGCACUUCAAGGACUACAGCCAGACAAUAUCAUGCUGGCGAACCUCCUCAUGGGUCAAAUGCAGGGAACCUUGCUGCCAGGAGCCGCGGGUCUCGCCUUACAGCAGCAGCAGCAAGCUGGUGGUGCCAGGCCAGAUCCGCCCUCUGGAAUGGCGGCGUUGGCAGCCAUGCAGCAGCAAGUCAACUUUGCCAAUAACAACGCUGCUGCCUUGCAUCGGAAUCUGAUCCAAGCCCCCUCUACCAGCAACGCAGUGGCACGACGUCCCGCGCCCCGAAAAAACCCGCCUCAGUCGCAUCACGUGGACAACUCGACCACCAAGUCGGUGCUGUUGUAUGUGGCGUCCGAUGAAGAUUGCAUCUCGCCCUAUCAGUGCUUUGCGCGCCAGCAGAUUGAACUCUUUGAAGCGCAAGAAGUCGAUGUCCAGACGGGUGCCCAAGGUCGAAACAAGCCCGUGAGAUUGGGACAGGUGGGCAUUCGUUGCAUCCACUGUUCCGAUUUGCAUCCCAAGUUGCGAACUCGGGCGGCUGUGUAUUACCCGUCGAGGCUUACGGUCCUCUACCAGGCAGCUCAGAACAUUGUAAAUAUCCACCUGCCCGAGUUGUGCGAGUCUAUUCCCGAGGGGAUCCGCACCAAACUUGUCGGUCUUGACAACAAGCGAUCGUCUGUUGGGGGCGGGAAGAACUACUGGAGUGAUACGGCUCAGAUCCAGGGUAUCAUUGAUACGGAAAAUGGACUCCGCUUCAAGGACGGCGUUGGAAAUGCGGACGGUGCUGCUAGCGCCAAGCAGGAGAAUUAGACCUUCAAGAUGAAAGGACUCAAGACAGGCAAGAGAAUUUUCAGACGGUCCUCGAGAGAGACGGCUACAGGUGUAGCCAUUGAUGAAUGCAUGCAAUUGCGAGCGUGUUGGCUUCCUCCUCAGAACAGAGACUGACCUUCCUCAACGAGGGAUGUAUGGAUUGCAGGCACAGAAUAUGCAUCACUCCAGUCGAGGGGAUCAGUUUCAAACUUGCAUAUAUGCAUAAGUUUAUAUAGUUAAGCAUUGAAAUAAGUCAAGGAGCUUGUCGUUGCCGCUGCAUGUACUAGUUGGUACCCUAUGGGAUAGGUAUUUAAAAUAGCU
This is a messenger RNA of Seminavis robusta, 2696 nucleotides long. Lineage: Eukaryota; Bacillariophyta; Bacillariophyceae; Naviculales; Naviculaceae. The record is from the annotation of a GenBank genome assembly.